This is a messenger RNA of Salvelinus sp. IW2-2015, 2351 nucleotides long. RefSeq names its product solute carrier family 2, facilitated glucose transporter member 11-like. NCBI's taxonomy places the organism in Eukaryota, Metazoa, Chordata, Actinopteri, Salmoniformes, Salmonidae. Gene Ontology annotation, molecular function: hexose transmembrane transporter activity. Gene Ontology annotation, biological process: monosaccharide transmembrane transport. Gene Ontology annotation, cellular component: plasma membrane. The record is from RefSeq and is a predicted model, not a curated record.
GGAUGAGUGGUCUACAUUAGCCUAGGAGAGAGCAACUUUUGCACUUUGCCUUUGGCUAGACAGAAAAAGCUGUAUACAAUCUGAAGUUGUACAUACUGUAGAUAAAACAAAAAACAGGACUCAAAAUGACUAAAGGAGAUACGGAAUAUCAACUUUUGCUUGAAGGCAGUAAAGAAACAAAAGAGAAAAUUAAGCGUCCGAACAAAUCCCUUCUACUGGCAGUUUGUGCAGCUUGCAUUGGAGGAACCUUUCAAUAUGGUUAUAAUAUUUCAAUCAUCAAUGCCCCCACCAAGUCUGUGCAGAAUUUCAUCAACCAAACCUGGCUGGAGCGCUAUGAUGAGGACAUCUCAGAGCAUUACCUCACUCUCCUGUGGUCCAACAUUGUGUCCAUUUUCACAAUAGGAGGAUUUAUUGGAGCAACUAUAGGUGGAACACUGGCCAUUAGAUAUGGGAGGAAGGGGACACUAAUGAUGAACAACGCAUUUGCCUUACUGGCUGCUCUGUUGAUGGGCCUGAGCUACCCCACUGGAUUAUUUGAACUGCUCAUCGUUGGACGAUUUUUCACAGGAGUAAAUGCGGGUAUCGGCAUAUGCGUUCAGCCACUGUAUCUGGGGGAAAUCGCCCCAAGGGCACUUCGUGGUGCCAUGGCAAUGGGGACUUCUAUUUUCAUCACCGGGGGCAUCCUUACUGGACAGGUGAUUGGGCUUAAUGAGCUCCUCGGUAAAGAAGAACACUGGCCCAUCUUGCUCUGCACCACCUGUAUCCCAGCGUUCCUGCAGCUCCUCAUACUGCCCUGGUUCCCAGAGAGCCCUCGCUACCUGUUGAUCGACAGAGGGGAUGACGUUGGAUGUCGAAAAGCGAUGAAGCAACUCCACGGCACUGAUAACUUUGAUCGCGAGCGGGAGGACAUGGAGAGGGAGAGGGUCAGCGCCAUUGGCAUUAAACCCAAGAAGCCCUGGCAGCUGUUCAUGGACCGCAGCCUCCGCUGGCAAGUCCUCACCAUCAUCCUGCUCAACGCUGCCCAGCAGCUCAACGGCAUCAACGCUAUAUAUUUCUAUACAGAUUAUGUGUUUGAGCAGGCCGGAAUUCCAGAUGUCAACAUACCCUACGUAACUGUGGGCACAGGAGCCUGUGAAUGCCUCACUGCCCUUACCUGUGGCAUGCUGAUCGAAACUUUGGGACGAAAAGUGCUUAUCAUCGGAGGGUACACCCUAAUGGCUUUCUGGUGCAUUUGCUUCACUCUGACCCUCACCUUCCAAGGAGCAGGCCUAUGGAUGCCUUAUCUUAGCAUGGGAUGCAUCUUUGCUUUCAUACUCAGCUUUGGCUUGGGACCAGGUGGGGUGACAAACAUCUUGACCACUGAGUUAUUCACCCAAACCAGUCGGCCUGCUGCGUACAUGAUUGGAGGGUCUGUGAACUGGCUCAGCUUCUUCGUCAUUGGCAUGGUGUUUCCAUUUAUUGUGACUAAGUUGCAGCAGUACUGUUUCCUGGUGUUCUUGGUGAUUUCUGUCUUGGUGGCUGUAUACAUAUUCCUGGUAGUCCCUGAGACCAAAAACAAAACCUUCCUGGAGAUCCAUACCGAGUUCCAGUCCGGAGACAAGAGGAAGGCUUCAAAAGCAGAUGACGGCCCAAGGACAACAUUGUUGUCAACCCCUCUGUGAAACACAGCUCCAGUGUUUGCUGAAAGGACUUGUCAAACCUGUACCACAUUACUUAUUAUUCAAUAACUGUCAGUGCUAUGAAUAUCUCAUUGUCAUAUUGAUACAAAGUUCCAGAAUGUGUGUUCUUUGUCAGGGAUUGUGAAGUGUAGACAUUAUAGUAAUUGGGACACAGGAAACAACUAAAUGAACUAGGUACUGUUAAAGGGAUAUUCUGGGAUAUUCUGGGAUGUUGGGAUAUUCUGGGAUUGAGGCCGUUUAUCUACUUCCCCAGAGUCAGAUGAACUCGGCGAUACCAUUUUUAUGUGUCUGUGUGCAGUUUAACGGAAAUUGCUAACUAGUGCUAGCGUAAUUGCUAAAUAACGUUAGCGCAAUGACUUAAAGUCUAUGGGUAUCUGCUAGCAGAUACCAUAGACUUCCAGACAUUAUGCUAAUCCAGACAUUCUUCUAAUCUGACUCUGGGGAAGUAGAUAAAGGGUCUCAAAGCCAAAAUCCUUAAGUAUCCCUUUAAUGUUGCUGAUAAGUCCAGGUCAAUGAUUUAUAUAUGCAUGAGAUUUACAUUUGACAUUUUAUUCAUUUAGCGUACGCUCUUGUUCAGAGCGACUUACAGUUAGUGUAUUUACCUCAAUAAAGUAGCUAUCAGCAAAGUCAGAGCUAGUAAAGGGGAAAAAGUCAAGUGUGAGUAUUUGUUCA